Vitrella brassicaformis is the source of this 1944-nucleotide messenger RNA. The record is from the annotation of a GenBank genome assembly. Lineage: Eukaryota; Vitrellaceae.
GUUGACAUGAGCAAGGGAAAUCGUCUCUUGACCAGGGAAAGCGUCAGCCCAUCACAUCGGUCCAUCCCAUCACCGAUCCAUCCAUCCAUCCACGCACAUACAUACACACAGAGACGGAUAGCAAAGGAGUCCGUCCCGUUCCCGCCCCAGUCUAUCGACACCAUCACCAGCAAUGGUAUGCCGUCCCCCAUCUAUCCAUCCAUCCAUCUCACAAGCCCAGCAGCGUGUGCGCCUCCUGCUGCCCGAGUGCGUUGCGCACCAGCUGCACCGUCAUGGGGAACUCGCUCUCCGGGUCGUCCUGCGGCCCCGCCCGGCGCUUCUCGGUCGUGUAGACGGUGGCCGUCAUGUGCACGUUCCACUCGAUCUCGACCAGGGCCAUGAAUGUGUCGCCCGCGCGGUGGCCGCACAGCGCGAUGGUGCGCUUGCGGACGGCACCGGUGUACGUGUCACACAGCAGCCGACGAGUGGGGCCCCAGACGGGCUGGUCGGGAGCCUGCCGACAGACAGACAGACACAGAAACAUGUGUGUGUUUGUGUGUGUGUCGUGUGUGUGCGUGUGUGUACCUGGUUGAUGAGUGCGUGGCAGCGGAGGAAGGCCACGGGAUUGGCCGGCAAGUGCACCGCACUCACCACCGUCUCGGCCUUGGCCUUCUGCUGAAAACUGCAUCAACAAACCCACACACACACACGCAUCCAUCCAGCUGGGUGGCCGCUGUGUGUGGACUGGUGGUCUGUGUGUGCGGCGUGCGUCAAGGUGCCGUCCACCGACCCACCGGUGCACAACGACAUCCAUGAGACCGCGAUGGUCAGUGUUCAACGCUGAUCACACAGACAGACAGACAGACAGACACACAUGAGCCGCCUCUACCUCCGCUGAUCCCCACCACCUCUCUCUUGAACUUACCGCCGACGCGGGGGUCGUUGCCAUCGUAUCCUGCAGCGAAGGGGUGGUUGGUGUGCAGGUCUCCCGGGCCAUAGACCGUCAGCACGCUGCUGCCCAGCUUGUCCCGCGGCUGGCCGCCCACCAAGAUGCGCUUCAACGACAACUCGCGAGUGCAGCCCUCCAGAAAGAGACUAUGCAUAGGACACAUACCAAGGACACCACAUGAACAGAGAGUCAAAGGCACAGUGUGCAGCUGGCUGGGGUGAUGGGUACGCUUGCGCCUACCUGAAGAGUGACCAGGCUCGCAGGCGGUGCGGGCGGCUGUCGAACACGCCCUUGUCCAGCUCUAUGCUGACCUUGUCCUCAGACACCUGCGGCGGCCGGUGGGGGUGAGAACACAAAGGAAUGCACCCCGACGACCGCAUCAAUGACUGCCCUUGGGGUGCCUGCCCACCUGGAUGGGCAGCUUGACACGUUUGAACGACUCGGCGUAGCGCAUCACAGGCACCUGCACACACACACAGCGCACCGAGGAGCAAUCCACCAUCAGUGUGCCCCUCCACGUCGCCCGUGUGUGUGUGUGCCUACCCAGAUGUCCAGUGGGCCGCAGUUCUCUACCACGUAGUUGAGGUGAUAGAGUUUCUUCUUGCGCUCAACGGCGUACUCCUCAGUCUUCGUCGCGCAAGUGAAGCGCCGCGCACUGUACUGCAGGAGGCAGCCGAGGUUGUAGGUGUCGAUGUAAUCCUUGAAGCGGUCGAUGAGCGUCUGAUUCGUCACCAACUCCCCAAACUCCCUGGACACCUGCAGGGCAGACAGACGACAGCCACACGCAUGCAGUGAGUGCAGCCACUGCGCCCUCCGCUCCCUCCCUGUCAGUCAUCGCGUCGCAUGCAGUGCCUUACCUGCGUCAUUAUGCCGAGUUCCACAACGCCGAGCAUUUGGUGCAAUGGCGCAGCCACCUCCUCAACUGGAUGCUUCUCAGCCAUGAUGCCGACAACCGAAUGAGCGUCGGAGACAACAAUACGAUAACAGCAACUCUUAUAACUUGCCAAGUUUUGAUG